CAAACAUCAACACUAUAACAAAAUGGCAGCCAAACGAGAUCUUGAGGCACUCGAUGAGGGCGAAGUAUUAGCCCCUCAACCAAAGCGGCCAAAGAAACAAGGUGGCAAAACGCGACAGCACCAAAACUCUGGCAUCGACCCAACCUGGGGCCAGAAAUAUGUCUUCGCAGGAAACGGCCAUACAACCACGAUCCCGGAGGGAGAAGAGGACGAUUUCGAAGAUGAUUCAGAAGCGAUGGCAUAUUUAAACUCUGUCAGAGAACAGAUGCUGAUAUGGUGAGUAUUACAGACAAGAAGCGAACGGGAUCCCCCAUCUCCUCGUUGCACCAAAAGUUCAAAUAGGACCCCAGCUACCCCCCGAGCUUCGAAACGACGACCAGGAACAAGACGAGCAACCUAUCGACAGGAGUGUAUACAAUAAUGGUGUUGGCGAUUCUCGGGGCUGGUAUGAAGACGGCGCAUAUAUGGCAAUGCCUGACAACGCGGCUGAAGAUGACGAUUACGAAGGUGGCGAAUGCCCGGAUGACUACGACGAAGAAUGCGACGAAGAAUCCGCCUUGAAUGAAGCUUACUUUGCAUCGGUUAUGGACCAAUACCUCCGCUUACGGUCGAUUCUUCACGCCGAUCUUCCCUCCAACGCCGUCUCCCGUGUCGUCAAAGCCCGACUAAAAACUGAUGCACCUGCGGAAAAUCAAUCGGCGGCGAUAGCUACGUGGUCACGACUCCUUCGCGAAACCGAUCCCCACCCGCUUCAAGUCGCCCUUAUGUCUAAAGACACUACACUACGCAUUCUGCGCAUUCUUCUUGGCGGUAAAUUCCUUCGUCAAGGGUACACGCUUCCAGAACGCACAAGCCGUUGGAUCUGGGCACUGCUUGCUAGAAUGCCGGACAAGGGCGAGCUCAACCACACCGAGAUUGGCUGGAUUCGCGACCUUGGUCGCAGAGCAGUCCUUUUGGGUCGGAGCCUAGCAGAGAUGGCGGCUCUAAGGGAGGAACUUGCAGAGGGUGGACUAGGGGCCCACGAAGCAGUUGAUGGAAGCAGUAGUGAUGAAGAAGUUCUGGCAGACCCAGAGGAUAUGGAGGUCGAAGGUGCUAUCAGCUCUGGGCAGGAUGAGGACGAGCCAACACCACCAGCUGAGUCCAGAGAAGAGGUCGAGAAGACACCCAAAGUCAUGGAACCCACAACAAAAUCUCCCCUAGAGCCUGAUGCCGAAGAAGGUGAGAUAGAAGACCAAGACGAAGAUGUGGCUAUGGAGAUCGCGACCGACUCAGAAGCCGAAGAAGGUGAAGUUACUGCCCAGGAGCCCCAGGAAAACCUCGAGGCAGCAAGGGAACGACUACUCGCCCGGAUUAGUAAUGGAAUGACAUCAGAAGACGAGGAGGAUCUUCAAAAGGAGAAUGCCAAACAGCAACUGCGAGCGAAUUUACGUGCGACUCUCAACAUGAUCUUGACGAUAGCUGGUGAGUUUUACGGACAACGAGAUCUGCUAGAAUUUCGAGAGCCAUUCGUUGGUAUGUAAGUUGGUGGACAAGGAUAUAAUUGUAGGUCUUGUAACGACCGGUUUGUCUUAUUUGCAUACAGCAUACAGCGAGUCCCGAUGCGCUUUUGCCUUCCAAUAACAUACAACCGCUCUAGAGCAUUAAUAAAUGAUAAUCCUAAA
Messenger RNA from Fusarium verticillioides 7600, 1661 nucleotides. RefSeq lists its product as hypothetical. Gene Ontology annotation, biological process: spliceosomal snRNP assembly. The record is from RefSeq and is a predicted model, not a curated record. The transcript has 2 exons. Lineage: Eukaryota; Fungi; Ascomycota; Sordariomycetes; Hypocreales; Nectriaceae. Bases 465 to 1520 code for a protein of 351 amino acids.